AUGCUGAAAGAUGCAGUGCUACCCCCAUCGACUGACCACACCUAUGCUCAGUGGCUUGAAAGGACAGAUACACCUAUGUGUGUCCAACCAUCACCAUUCAAGAAAAUUUGCAUCCCACAAAAACAAAGCAGUGGAGAGGGUGAGAUGGAAUAUUUGAUUUAAACAUUGUUGUGUUUUAUAGACCCUGAUUUUGAUUACUCAGUAUUGAACCUGCCAGUUAAUUCAUGUUUACCUUUCAUUUUGUACCCUUUGUUUUUAUUUCAUCAACAGUCAUCAGUGUCCAAAUUAGUAAAUCUGUGGCAAUCAGCAAUGUGACAUUGCAGUCAGAAGACACAAGAGCCUGCUUGCUGUGUUUAACGUUAGGAGAUGAUCUACCCAAUGUGAGAAGUUGUUAAAAUAAUCUCCCAUUUAAAAAAAUUUAAUUUAAUAUUUCUGUGCUUACUUUUUUUCUCUCUCUCUCUCUCCUUGAUAAAGUUUAACAUAUUUAAACAUCAGUGUUAAUUAAUAAUAUGCUGAAUACAUCAAAAGUAAAUCUGUUAUUUCAAGUGCUAAGGCUAGAAAUCUCUUUUUAAAGUGAAAAUUUUGAAUUUUUUCACCCCAGAGUGCGGGCCGUCUGUUGUACUGUGGGCAAGAUGACUGGAUCCACAUCAAUUGUGCUUUGUGGUCUGCCGAAGUUUUUGAAUCUUCUGAUGGAUCUCUACAGAAUGUACCAGAAGCCGUUAGCCGAGGAAAGAAGCUGGUAUGA
Messenger RNA from Lymnaea stagnalis (great pond snail), 745 nucleotides. NCBI's taxonomy places the organism in Eukaryota, Metazoa, Mollusca, Gastropoda, Lymnaeidae. The record is from the annotation of a GenBank genome assembly.